AUGUCUAAUGCUGUCACAGAUGGAUUAAAUUUAUCUGAUCAAUCAUUUGGCAACAUAAAACCGUUGCAACCAUCAUUGUUAAAAAAAUGUAGAGAACGUUAUUUGAACGCUUAUAGUAAAGUAACAAAUGAAAAUAAAAAACGAACAAAUCGAUGUAUAAAAAAAUUAUAUGAAAUUGAUUUGAUUGAUGGUAAAAUAUGGCAAUGUAUACAGAAUUUACAACUACCACCAAUAAUUAAUAAUGAUGAGAAUCAUUUAUCAUCUUAUUUUACGAAAAUUGAUCAUAAAAUUCAUCAGUGUGUAAACAAAUGCAAUGAUAAAAUUGCAACAACGUUGAAUCAAUUUAGUAAAUCGCAACGGAAACUGAAGCGUUUAAAACCAAAAGUAAUUAUUGGUGAAAUUUAUUCAAGAACAACAAAUGAACGGUAUAAUGAAGAAGUAAAAGAAAUUAAACGUAAAGCAACCGAUGAAAAACAACGACAAGAUGAAGCAUUAAGAAAACAACAACAAUUGGAAGUAGAGAAAAAACGUCAACAUGAAGAAGCAGAACGAGAGAAUGAACAAAAAUUAAAAUAUCAGCGGGAAGAAGAGAUGCGACGGAAAAUUGAAGAGCAACAAAUUUUAGAAGAACAGCGAAAAAAAGAAGAAUUUGAACGUGAACAACAUUUACAGCGUGAACAGGAAUUAAAACUGCAAAAAGAGAAAGAAGAAGCAAUGAGGCAAAAAAUUGAACAGCGUAUUGAACAGAGACGUCGACAUCAAGAUCAACUGAAAAAACGACAGCAAGAAAAUGAACAACGAGCGUUGGAACGUCAACAACAAUUUGAACAACGAAAAGCAGCAUUUGAGCAACAACAACGAGAAAUCGAAGAGAAAUUAAAACAAGAAAAGGAAGAAGAGCAAGAAAAAGAGAGACAACAGCGAGCAAUUGAAAUGUCUAAACAACUGAAACCAGAAAUUAAACAAUGUCAUCAUUCAAUCCACUCAUCACUACCAUUAGUUGAGACAACGAAUCAUAUGCAAGAAAGCAAUCAAGUACCAAUUUCUCCAUUAAAUUGUUCGCAUAUGAAACAACAGAUAUCCGCAAGACAAAUUCAGCAAUCAUUUAAUUCUGAACCUUUACCAUUCGAUCCGCUCUCUAUAGUUGUGCCUGUGGAUAAUGAUUUACCAGACGAUGUAAUGAUUCCAAUAUUAAGAGAAAAUGAUUAUCGAUCCGAUUUACCAGUCGAUCUAAUCAACGAUAAAUUUGAUAAACAGGAUGGUCCAAUUGAAAUCAUUCCAGUUGAAGAAACACCGAAGACCGUCGUUUCAAGUGAUCAACAGAUAUUUAAAUAUGAUAUGUUCCCUGUUGAAGAAGAACAACGGCAAGAAUUCUCACUACCAGUAUUGCCUCAGACGGAUGUCAUUAUUACUCCAACUCAACCACAAACACAAACUAUUUCACCAUCACCGGUCAAUAUUGUAAGAAAAUCACCGCCAUCUGAUGAUCGAUUAUUCGAUAUCAAUGAUACAAUUGUUCAUCAACAAAAAAUGGUUAAUAAAACAUUCGGAAAUAUAACUAAUAUGACUAAUAUUUCAUUUAAUAUUGACGAUCCCUUGCUGCUCUGUUCAUCACCAAUCGUCAUUCGUAAGAAGCGUAAACUACAUCCACCCAUUCCUCCGUUGCCACCUCUGUUCAAUCAUAAACGACAGCAUGAACAACCAAUGAUAAAUACUCAACGAUUUUUUGACAAAAUACUUGUUAAUAAUAAAAAACAAACACGUGUUAAUAUAUCAAAAGUACCAAUUGUUGUCGCUAAUAUUCCACAGUCUCAACAACAACAAAGUGGAAUUAUUGAUACAUAUGAAUUUGUUGAAGAAAAUAAGAAAAGUAUAUGUCCAUCGGAAAUGCGGCUUCUUCACGAUGAUCCGUUGAUCGCUCGUUUGGCAGCUUCAAAAUCAAAAGGUCAUUCUUCACAUCACCACAGACAUCAUCACCAUCAUCGGACAACAACAAAAAUAAAAACAUCCCAAACACCGUUGCCAUCACUUUUUUCACUUUCUCCCACAACGCAAGGUCCAUCUGUUCACUCAACAAAAAAUCAUUCAACAAAAAAAAGCAAAAAUAAACGUGAUGAAAAACGUAAAAUAAAAUCAAAGAAGAAAAAAAAUGUGUUAAGUAUAGGAAAUAUCACUCUGCCGCCUACGUCACCGUUAGAUCAACGAUCAACUAAAAUUAAUUUAUCAAUUAGUUCAGAUGGAAUUGAUGAAGAAGAUGAUGAAGACGAGUAUUUACCACCAACAAAAUCAAAAUCUAGAACAAGAACAAAACCAAAAAAGAAAAAAUGA
Didymodactylos carnosus is the source of this 2328-nucleotide messenger RNA. The record is from the annotation of a GenBank genome assembly. Lineage: Eukaryota; Metazoa; Rotifera; Eurotatoria; Philodinida; Philodinidae.